Colletotrichum lupini is the source of this 3234-nucleotide messenger RNA. Its product is annotated as HEAT repeat protein. Gene Ontology annotation, cellular component: cytoplasm. The transcript has 2 exons. The record is from RefSeq and is a predicted model, not a curated record. The coding region runs from base 1 to 3234 and encodes 1077 amino acids. NCBI's taxonomy places the organism in Eukaryota, Fungi, Ascomycota, Sordariomycetes, Glomerellales, Glomerellaceae. Gene Ontology annotation, biological process: chromatin remodeling.
AUGGCGACCACUCCCGCCACUGCAAACCCAGCCCGGAAUGAGUUCUUUCAGCAGCUCAAACCAUGCUGUGUCUCAAUUAGUCAGCUAGCAAUCCGACAACAAGGAGAUUCGUCCUCCUUCAAACGACUCUCCGAGUUGACUGACGAGUUGUACCACAUUCUCAACGACCAAGUCAAUAGAGAUGCCAACGUUCUGGAUUCAAAGCUUGCCGACUACGUCUUUUUCCCGCUCUCUCAUGUCUUCCGCAGUCACGAUCAAUACCCCAAGCGCCUAAUCGAGCUCGCCAUCAAGUGCCUUACCGUUAUCAUUAUUCACGGCUGGAAGUCCAACAUCUCGCCCCAGAUCUUGCAGCAGCUCCUGAUACUUCUCACUUUCAUCGUUGGAGGAGUACCUGGCCGCGGGAGAGAGCACAAUGUGCCCGAGGAAACCGAGCUUGAAUCGCUUAGAGCAUUAACUGCCUUGCUUACUGUGGCUGGAACGUCCAGCACAGCAGCAACAGCUCUGACCGAGGAGAGAUUGGUGCCAACUCUGGGCCAUACCAUCACGGUAAUUCUGGGAUGCGUAGCGGAUGGAAGAACGUCAGCUAUUCAGCUCGAAGCUCUGCGUAUCCUGAACUGCUUCUACACGAGCAUCAAGGACCAUGCCGCACUUGCGUCGUUCAUUCCGGGCAUCGUCUCUAGCCUGACAAAACUUCUUUCCAAACCCCAGGGAGAGAAGACGCGCGUCUUGGUCGGUUCCAUACAGUCGUUGGGACUGGUGCUAGUAAAAGUUCUUGGCGAUGUCAGGACCCGGAGCAUCAUCGCAAGACUGAACUCAGAUACUCCACCGGAGGCCGAACAAGGGGGUGUACUGAGCCUAUCAUGGCUCAACGCGACAAAAUCACAGAUCAAGCUGGCUUUGGCAACAGUCUUGAAACUCCGAAUAAGCGAUAAUACAGACGUACGCGAGGCGCUGCUGGCAUUCUGUCUUGGACUUCUCGACGAAUGUCACACCUCCCUGGAAAAUUGCUCUUCCGUACUGGUGGAGACAGCCAUGGUCAUCUCACCAACACAUCCAACGACGUCUUUGACCGGUACAAGUCUACAAGAUUUGGCCAUCAUAUAUCCUGAACUUGGCGAGACCGUGAAGGUCACAUGUUACAAUUGGAUCACCAGCUUGCCCAGGAUCAUGCAGUCUGCCGACGAAAGCAAGAAACAGGCCGCCGUCCAGAAUUUGAUGAAGGGUAUGGCUCUUGUCAGUAGCCUUCAGUUGGAUUCUUCACUAUUGGACGAGUCAAUAGCGGCGGCUCUAAGGGACAGUGUCACAUCUCUCAUAACCGGAGCGAAGCCUAGCAAGAUCCUGGAUGAAACAACGCCGGACGCUUCAUGGUACAACCAAGAUAUUGUGAGAAUAGGAGACACUCCAAAACAAUAUUCAAAUGUGCUGUUGGGCGAGGAGAGUCAGACUGGAACAAGGUCAGCUAUGAUUGACUUGCUUUCCAACGUCGGGCCAGCCUCGCAGCAGACCAGGCUUGCUGCCGAAAUGCUGGAUCACGCCAGGGACUCGUCAGGCGAUUCUCAGAUAGCCUCUUUCUGGCUGAGCUUUGAACUCCUCAAGACCGCCUUUUCUCGUUCCAACGAGCUCGACGAUCUCCUGGACUUCUCUUCACUGGGUUCUGGGGGCGAGUGUUCCGAAUCCACCUUUCAGGAAUUGUAUGCAUUCGCCGUCGUUUUGCUCGACUCACACUCUGAGCUGGCCGAGAUCGACUGGAGGCUAGAGGCCACAGCACUUGAAGUAACCGCCUUCGCAGCAUCUCGAUCAGGCGAAGCCUUCAGACCAGAACUCAUUGACGUGCUAUAUCCUACAACAGCCUUCCUUGGCUCUGCGAGCUCACAACUAAGAGAGCAUGCAAUCACGACCUUGAACGUUCUUGCUGUAUCGUGUGGGUACACGAGCGUCUCCGAAUUAAUCAUCGAGAACGUCGACUAUAUGAUCAACUCUGUUUCGCUGCGGCUCAACACGUUCGAUAUAUCGCCGGCGUCCACGAAGGUGUUGGUGAUGAUCACUCGCCUAACCGGGUCGCGACUGCUGCCGUACCUCGACGACGUUGUGGCCUCCAUUUUCGCAGCCUUAGACAACUACCAUGGGUACCCGGUAUUUGUUGAAAGUCUGUUUGCAGUGCUCAAGGAGGUUGUAGAACAAGGCGUGAAGUCUGACAGACUUCUUCUGGAGGGCCGACAAAAUGGACCAGAGAGUCACAAGAAGGCUGCCGGCAGUCAUGUCACAAUUGACGACAUUGUCAAUUUAUUGAAGAGACGACGGGAAAGAGAGACUGAAGCCUUGAUCGACGAUGUGACCGACGAAACUAACAACAAUCAUCCUCAAGAGCCUUGGGGUGCGCAGGACCAAAAACCCAAAGACGGCGGGGAAGAAGGAAUUGACGAAGUCGCUGCGAACAACCAAGUCGAAAAGGAGAAACCACCCAAGACACCAACGUAUACCCUACUGGAGAAGAUCGCCGGCUUGACACAGCACUAUCUUACUUCACCCAGCCCUACGCUGCGAAAGUCGUUGCUCGACCUACUGGCCACCGUAUCUCCAGCUCUUUCAGGCGACGAAGACUCUUUUUUGCCGCUGAUCAAUGCUGUAUGGCCGGUGGUGAUCACCCGAAUCUACGACGAGGAGGCGUUUGUGACCAUUUCAGCCUGCGAUGCCCUCUGUGCGCUCUCCGCCACCGCCGGAGACUUUCUAGCCUCCAGAAUCAAGACAGAGUGGUGGGACGGGCUGGGAAAGUGGUGUCGAAAGAAAAAGCUAGAGGCUAUCCAGUCUCGAGGUAAGGGCAGUACGCACCGAGAGAGUACCAGGCCAGGCCAGGCCGCCGGGACUACGAGUCAGGGAAUCGUCAUUCCCGUCAUGACAGGAAGCGAUCGGUUAAGCUAUCAAUCUGCAGAGAUAACGAAAGGCUCGGUAUCAGGCGGCUUGGGCAAAUUCGCUCAAUCUGCACAGAUCUGGGAUUCCGUGAUUCGCAUGUUGACAGCUAUCGCUUCACAUGUUCGCCUUGACGCCGAGAUAUUCGACGAAGUGCUGGAUCUGUUGAGCGAAGCACUUAGCCAGAACGUUGAAGCACGUCGCGCCUUGGAAGCUGUCAAUGGUGAUGCAGUCUGGCUAGCCAUGUACCAGCAGGGACAGGUAAAGGCCCCAAGUCUACCCAGACUAAACGGCGUGACUUUUGCAUCCUUGACGACGCUGAGCUGA